This is a messenger RNA of Durio zibethinus, 1733 nucleotides long. Its product is annotated as ER lumen protein-retaining receptor A-like. The record is from RefSeq and is a predicted model, not a curated record. Gene Ontology annotation, cellular component: membrane. Gene Ontology annotation, molecular function: ER lumen protein retrieval receptor activity. Gene Ontology annotation, biological process: protein retention in ER lumen. Lineage: Eukaryota; Viridiplantae; Streptophyta; Magnoliopsida; Malvales; Malvaceae.
AAAAAACUGACAAUUUCCGGAAGAAGGAAGCGGGGGCUUAGAGUUCUCAAUGGAACCGCGUUUCACGGGAACAAAACCCACUUUACCUCCGCUCCGUCCCCGUGUGGAAGCAAAAGAAAAGAUGCAGUUUCCUUGCUUCACGUGUCUCUCUGUUAUUUCUAACUGUCGAUUCAUUUUCUCUCUCUGAUUUUUUUUUUCUUUUCGUCUCAAAAAAUUUAGGGAUCAAUCAUCCUAAAUUCUCUCAAUCUCUAUUUUUUUUAAAAAAAAAUUGUUGAGAAAAAAAAGAAAAAAAAGGGAAUUGCAAAAUGAAUAUCUUCAGAUUUGCAGGUGACAUGACUCAUUUGAUUAGCAUCUUAGUGCUUCUCCUCAAAAUCUACGCUACCAAAUCUUGCUCAGGUAUUUCGCUAAAGACUCAGGAGCUAUAUGCGCUGGUGUUUUUGACUCGCUACUUGGAUCUGUUCACGGAUUUCAUAUCUGUGUACAACACCAUCAUGAAGCUGGUAUUCAUUGCCAGCUCUCUCGCCGUUGUUUGUUGUAUGAGAAUGCACCGAGUCGUGAGGCGUUCCUAUGACAAGGACCUGGACACAUUUCGUCAUUAUUUUCUUAUCUUGGCUAGCUUUGUCUUGGCGCUUUUGGUCAAUGAGAAAUUCACAUUUCAGGAGAUCUUCUGGGCAUUUUCAAUCUACUUGGAGGCUCUUGCUAUUCUUCCCCAGUUAGUUUUGCUACAACGAAGUGGAAAUGUGGAUAAUUUAACAGGGCAAUAUGUCUUCUUUUUAGGGGCUUAUCGUGCUUUCUACAUUCUUAACUGGAUCUAUCGCUAUUUUACAGAGCAGCAUUUUAGUAGAUGGAUAGCUUGCGUCUCUGGCCUUGUCCAAACAGUUCUCUACGCAGAUUUCUUCUACUAUUAUUUCAUCAGUUGGAAAAACAACGCUAAAAUGCAGCUUCCAGCUUGAGCAAAUCUGACAAAGUUGAACUUAUAGAGCAAAUGUACUGUUUUAAGCCAUUGGUUACAGUUGCUUUGAUUAAAAGUCUGGGUUUGUUGAUACUUGGAUGGGGAGUGGAGGAUACAUGAUAUGUAGCUCUCACCUAGAUUAGAUUAGUGCAGUAGUCAUAACAAUUCAUCGGCUUUUCCUUUUUUUUAACUAGUAAAGACACUAUUGCGACUCGGGAGAGGAUGAAAAAUGGAGCUAAUAAUGUAGUUAGGAGAUAUCUUGUCAAAUUCAUUUUUUUUUUUUUUUUGUUGAUGAAUACUUCAUUAAAUGCUAGCCACAAAUGUUAUGGAUUUUAAAUUGAAACUGGCUGAUUAUUUAACUCCCACAACCAUUCUCCAAGAACCCGUCUUAGAUAUGAUAGGCUUGGGCUGAAAGAUCCAAUGCCCAUGUUAUAAAUUAUUGGACCGAACCUGCUGAUCAUUAUCAUUAUUGUUAUAACCAUAGUAGUAUUCAAUGAUUUAAUAACCGGACAUUGAUAAAUUGACUCUUUCUAUGUGAAAAUAAUAAUUUUUCAUAAUGAUAUAUAGCUAUUAUUAUAAAUCAAGUUUCUAAAGUCAUAAGAGGUAGGCUUUUUGGAUUAGGUUUCAAUUGGAUGUCCGGAGAUUCAGUCACCAAGAAUUUUUUUUUCUCCAAAUCAUUCAAAUGAAGCAUUACUUGGUCAAGGAAAGUGUUAUUUUUUUUCAAUCUGCAUGUAAUCUUACAUUGAUUUCGGAGUAUAGAGUAACAUUUUGAAUGUAUCUU